Molecule: messenger RNA, 1084 nt
Organism: Annulohypoxylon truncatum
Lineage: Eukaryota; Fungi; Ascomycota; Sordariomycetes; Xylariales; Hypoxylaceae
Exons: 5
Coding region: 130-948 (272 amino acids)
Biological process (GO): mycotoxin biosynthetic process
Source: RefSeq, a predicted model, not a curated record
UAAUUCGAGUGCCAUCACAUCCAAUGCCUACGAAAUAUUAGAUAUUGUUUUCUCGGGUUUUCUAGCACCACCGUCCAUACCACCUCUCCAAGGCGCUCAUCAACAACUAAACUUGAUCACAUCGUAAAAAUGCCUUUGGUUAAUCAAGAAGAGGAAAAGCCAUUCCUGUCUGUUUAUGACGGAGAUGGGACUGAGAGUCUUAACACUCCUAAGGAUGGUAACCGAAUCUCACAGAAUCUAUCUUUCAAGAUCCAUAGCAUACUCUUCGCCUUCCAAAUUGCUUUCCUAAUCACGAAUAUCUCCUUGCUCAUUCAAAACAUCACGCCCCGCCUCUGUCGAGUUGGCCAAGGAUUAGACAAUGCUAUACUCGAGAAGACAUUCACACCUGCUGAAGUAGCUGUCGAGUACAAUGUCCAGGAGAUCAAUUAUGAACAAGAUUUUGACCUAUUUGCUGGUAAACCAAGGCCCGAGCUUGACCUAGCAUGGUCGCAAUUAUUGAAAUCAUCGAUGCUCAAGAUUUCCGAGGACGAGAUGAGACAAAUGAACAAGACAUCUAUCUCGCUACGAGAUGGUAGCGGUUAUAUUGGUUACCUCGAAUCUCUUCAUAUGUUACAUUGUGUUAAAAGAAUAUACCAAUUCCAAUAUCCGGAUUAUUAUCCCGACAUCCAGGACGAAAAUGAAUACGCAUUUUCCAAUGCUCAUAUGGAUCAUUGCCUUGCAGUCCUCCGUCAAGGAAUCAUGUGCAAUGCCGACCUAACAGUCAACACGUACUUUUGGGAAAGUUCUAAACGAAUAAGAGGUGACAGGUCAGGCCACCGCAAAUGUAUGAACUGGGAACGCAUACAGGCAUGGGCUGAAGAAAGAUCACUCGCCGCUAGAGACAGAGACAGUUUCAUUGCUACUCUGGUACCAAGUGAUGAAGCUGGGACUCUUGGCCCUGUGUACUGAGCAAAUAGGCUGCUAGUGUAACGAACUCGACACCGAGGAGGUAUUCCAUCUCAUAUAAUACAACUUAGGUAGCUCAUCAGUAAUCAAGCACUAUGCUAAACUCAGGGCGUAUCCCAUUGGUUUGCACAAGACUAGG